Molecule: messenger RNA, 1594 nt
Organism: Drosophila albomicans
Lineage: Eukaryota; Metazoa; Arthropoda; Insecta; Diptera; Drosophilidae
Gene: sut2
Product: solute carrier family 2, facilitated glucose transporter member 7
Exons: 5
Coding region: 125-1582 (485 amino acids)
Biological process (GO): monosaccharide transmembrane transport
Cellular component (GO): membrane
Molecular function (GO): hexose transmembrane transporter activity
Source: RefSeq, a predicted model, not a curated record
UGUUGUCUCGUGACACGCGGUUAUCUCUAUCAGCUCUUGAAAGCUGUAUUUUCGGAGAGACUGAGUCAACAAAAAGACAGUUGUUCAGCAGCAUCGACGGAUAGCGCAUCGAAGUUGCGGAGCCAUGGUCGUCAUAAUGCAUAUAAACGAUAUUGCCCAGGGCUGGAACUGGCUCCUGUUGGCUAUCUGCCUGACUACAACUCUGGGCAGCACUGUGCCCGUUGGAUACUUCUUCGGUGUGCUUAACGCGCCCGCGGAGAUCAUCAAGGGCUGGUGUGACAACAUUUUAGCUAGCGAAUACGAUACGAAUACCAGUUGGAGCCAAUUGGAUUUGCUGUGGACAUGCAUAGUGUCCAUCUAUUUGAUUGGCGGCAUUGUGGGCUCCUGCUUUGGCGCCUUCUGCUGCAACAAAUAUGGACGUAAAGGCACCUUGAUCAUCAGCAGUAUUAUUCUCUUGAUCUGUGGCAUCUUAUUCACCUGGUGUCGUGCUGCCAAAUCGCUGGAGAUGCUGAUGACGGCACGUUUCUUCGGCGGCAUUGCCUCCGCUUUGAUUGUCACCGCCCAGCCCAUGUAUCUGCUUGAGUUGGCACCCGUCGAGCUGAGCGGCAGCGUUGGCGUCUUCACCUGCAUUGGCGUCACCGGUGGCAUAUUGCUGUCGCAGAUUGUCAGCAUGCCUCAGCUGCUCGGCACUGAAGAGAACUGGCCGUACGCCUUGAGCUUCUAUGCGCUGCUGGUGCUCAUUUGCCUGUUGCCACUGGUGGCGUUCCCCGAGAGUCCUCGUUGGCUGUACUUGGUCAAAGGAGAUGUUGACGGCAGCACGGCAGCCUUGCAACGUGUGCGUGGCGCACAGAGCAAUGUGCAGCAGGAACUCAACGAUUUGCACCUCACAUUACAGUCGAAUCAAAAGGCGAGCAGCAUUUGCGAAGUGCUCAAGGAUAGCGAACUCUUUCUGCCCUUGCUGCUGGUCUGCGCUUUUCAAGCCACACAGCAGUUGAGCGGCAUCAAUGCGAUCUUUUUCUACUCACUGUCCAUACUGACGAAGGCAGGCUUCUCCGCUAAUUUGGCCACUUGGCUGAACAUGGGUAUUGGUGGCUUCAAUUUGGUCGCUUCGCUUAUGGGUCCAGUGCUGCUGCGUAAGUUCAAUCGUCGUCCCUUGAUGCUGAUCUCUUGUGGCUUGUGUGCCGUCUCCUUAGCGGGCAUGUCCAUUUCCUUGUACUGCAUGCUGAGCACAGAGAGUAAUGCCUUGGGCAUUGUCAGCAUCAUGUUCAUCCUGACAUUUAUCCUUGGCUUUCAAUUAGGCCUGGGACCCAUUGCCUACUUUAUUGGCUCCGAGCUGCUUGAGGAUGCGCCGCGUCCAGUGGCCAUGUCUAUGGGCAGUUUGUUCUCCUGGAUUGGCAACUUUCUGAUUGGCAUGUGCUUUCCACUGCUGCAGAACGUGUGGAGCUCCUUUGCCUUCAUGCCGUGCAUGUGCAUUUGCUUGCUCUGCUUAUUCCUCACCUGGCGCUAUCUUCCCGAGACGCGUGGCCGAGAGCCCAAGGACGUGAAGCCGCUCAUGAGCCAAGGACUACGUUCAAAGUUCUGAAAUUACAACAUA